This is a messenger RNA of Acipenser ruthenus (sterlet), 3959 nucleotides long. RefSeq names its product unc-13 homolog D (C. elegans) (gene unc13d). The record is from RefSeq and is a predicted model, not a curated record. NCBI's taxonomy places the organism in Eukaryota, Metazoa, Chordata, Actinopteri, Acipenseriformes, Acipenseridae. The transcript is spliced from 34 exons. Bases 84 to 3425 code for a protein of 1113 amino acids.
CACGGUAAUGCCAGCAGUUUAUUGACCACAAAGGCUACAAUAAGAGUACAAAUACUGCUGUGCUUCUGUGGUCAUCACUGGGAAUGAUGGACCCAUCUCAUAAUGGAGCUAUGCUGGAGGGGGAGAGCCAGCCACACAGAGACUCAGAGAUGAACCCCACUGCUUCACGAAUCGCCCACGGGCAGGUAAGUGGUUCUCCAGCACCUAUGAGAAAACUGGGAACAACCAGAAAGCCGAGAGACCGCAAGGUGUUCAACCUAAAAGAUGAGGACCCUGAGGACACGAAGAGGAGAGUUAAAGAGCUGGAGCUUAAACCAUUGUACAAAGAGAUGCUCUACACCAUCCUGCACCGGUUAGGCAAGCCCAGUCCCGAACACAUCAGUGACAAUAGAGAACUCUUCCAGUAUGUGCAGAAGGCCUUCAGCAUGUCACAGGCUGAACAUGAGGAGCUGCUGCUGAAAGUGCAGGGGCUGGAGCCUCCAACUUCCUGUUUGAUGGUCACAGUAAAAGAAGCCAAGGGAAUUCUGGGAAAAGAUGUCAGUGGCUUCAGCGAUCCCUACUGCAUGUUGGCGAUUGUGCACCCAUCGGACUCUCCUUUUGAGAAGAGCUCCAAGGGGCAUGGACCACUCUUCCGCAAACCCAAGAAAGCAGUGGUGAAGAACACCAUCUCUGAGGACUUCAUCCAGCGCAGUAGCGUCAAGAAACAGACCCUCAACCCCAUCUGGGACGAGACCUUUGUCCUAGAAUUUGAAGACAAUGUGGGUGCUGAGUUUCACAUGGACAUGUGGGAUAUGGAUGAAAUUGAGACGCUGGGACAGAAACUUGGGGAGAUAACCGACCUGCAUUCACUGAAGAGAAUCUUUAAAGAUGCCAAAAAAGGACAAGGACAGGAUGACUUUCUGGGAAACGUUGUUAUCAAGUUGGAGGACCUGCACUGCACAGAGGAUGAGUGGUACAUUCUGGAGCCCCGCACAGAGACGUACCCCGACCGGGGGAAAUGCCACUUGCAGUUUAAAUUCAUCCACAAAGAAAGAGACAUCUCCCUUGGGACUGGCCAGCCUGCCUACACCACAUACUGUGGCCUCCUGAAGCAGUUUGUUCAAUACGACAUCUCCCAGCACCAGGAAGGCAGCUCAGCCUGGAAAGGAGAGCUCUGUGCCCCAGCUCAGACUCUGCUGCACCUGCAUGCCACCCUCAACAACCUGCAGCCCUUCCUACAGGACCUUGGAAAAUGGCUGGCCUUCAGUAAACUAUACCAGAGUUUAGAGCUGGACUCGAACAUCCUACUCCACCAGGUCACAAGCAUCGAGUACCAGUGGGCUAUGGAGAAGCUCCCCUAUCAGCAGAAACACGAGCUGGCGGAUUCACUCCAGGCUUUCUUGCUCUACGGACUCUCGCUGGUUCGCAGGUUCCGUGAUGUCUUCCCUCCCAAGUCAGCCCAGCGCCUACAGUCCCUGCUGAGAGUGCUGGUCCAGAUGUGUAAAAUGAAGGCUUUUCGAGAGCUCAACCCCCAAACCAUCGACUUUCAACACAAAGUCACUGAAGCUCUUCAGGAAGGCACUAAAGAAUGGUUCAAAAUGAAGAAAGAACUACACCAACCAAUGGUGAAGAGUAUGGAGGAGACUGUGCGAGCCCUGGCCUGCCUGGUCCGGGAAGUGAAGGAUGACCUUAACGUCAACAAGGAGGUGUGGACCAAAGUGUUCUCCAGCACUGUUCGAGUGGAUGUGUUCACGGUCAACUACCUGGAGUUCGAUGCCUUGCUGGCUGUGGAAGUGCAGGAGACUCUGCCCAGCAGUACAGAGACACAGCUCUCUCAGGAGGUAGCUGACAUUCUCUACCCACUCUAUCUCAGUCUACUGGAUGUGCACAAAGCAAAGUCCUUCAUCCAGAACAAGGACAAGGUGCUGGCUCUGACUGUGUUCCAUGUGAGGUUUAGAGAUGCACUUCCCUGCUGGCUACAGAAAGCCUACAGCACUGCACUGGUGAGGAUUCAGAGAGCCGUGCAGGUGGACCAGCUGAAGCCCCUGAUUGAGAACAGCCCUUUGAUCAAACACAGCUCCUCUGCCGUAGAUCUGGCCACAUGUUUUGCUCAGAUCCGUGGGACGUGGAAUCAACUGAGCUGGCCUGACCCAGAGGAUGCCUUCAUGGUGAUGGUUAAGUUGACCGAGGAUAUGUGUAAAAUCACACUGAUAUACUGCAAAAUGAUCAACCAGCGGGCUGAGGAACUCAAAUCAGACAAUGGGGAUGCAGCCAAUAAGUUGUGUGUGGUAGUCAACAACAUAGAACACCUACGCUCAGUGCUGCAGAAGGUCCCUGACCAACUGGACUGGGCAGGGCUAAGGCAGAGGACAGGUCAUGUGAUUGAGGAAGGGCAGUUCCGGAACACCCUGUACGCCCAGCUGCAGCAUGCACAGGGAGUCCUGGACAGGCAGAUCUGUGACGCUGUGCUCACCCUCGGGCACAAGCUCCACGCAGAUAUUGAGAACCAAAUCCUGAUUCUGGCUGACAGCCAUGGCCCCCUUCCCAAACCAGAAGAUGCUGUGGUCUCUCUGAUGCGGUUUCUGGAGCAAGAACUGCAUUACAUGAAUGAGAACCUGGUGCAGGAAAACUUUAACAGCCUCCUGGCUCCCCUGUGGACCCAUGCCAUUAAGAUUCUGCACAGAGUUUCCCAGCAGCAGGUCUUCUCCCUGGAGUUUUACCAGAGGCUCCAGUAUGCACUGCAGUGUCUGGAGCAGUGUUUCCAUGCAGAGGGUAAUGGUCUGUCUCUGGAAACACUACAUGCUGGGGAGUACAAGGCCCUGAAGGCUAACCUGGAGCUGACCACCCUGAGCAACCGGGAGCUCAUUCAGAAGUACCUGGAUCGGAAAGUUACAGAGCAGAAGAGAUACAGUGGUGAGAAGUAUGGUGCAGUGACGCUGAUUGGAUCCUACAAGAAAGAAGAGCAGAAGCUUUACAUCGAGGUGCUGAACGCUGUCAAUCUCAUCCCCCUGGACUCCAAUGGUGCCAGCGACCCUUUUGUGCAACUGUCCUUGGAGCCCAGAUACAUGUUCCCUGAGGUGGAGACCAGGAACACCAAAAAGAAAAAGGCUGAGCUGAACCCACUCUUUGAGGAGUCCUUUGAAUUCUUGGUGUCCCCGGAACAGUGUUGUGCUGAUGGAGCCUGUUUGGUACUCACCGUCUUUGACUAUGAUACGCUGGGCACUGACGACUUUGAGGGAGAGGCUUUCCUAUCACUGAAGGCUAUCCCGGGUCUGAGGGAGUCCCAGGAACCUGCAAGGACCCAGCAGAUCAGACUGCCACUCAUGCACCCCAAGCCCAACGAGGACAAUAUCCUGAAGCUGCUGGAGACCCGGCGCAGUGACCGAGAAGCCCAGGCUUUCAUCAAGCAGCGGCGCCAGCGAGAGAGGAAAUCUCAGGAGGUGUAGUGGAGAGGGGGGCAAGCCUCACCCUGAACAUCACCAGGGAGAAAUCAAAGAAAUAAAAUAGUCUGGAGUGAAUCCAUGUGUGGUAAUCACAGCAUGGUAUUUAUAGAUUUCAGUUUGGACCUGAGUCUGGCCACAUGAAAAUAUCAUAGAUGUGAUAAACUUACUUUCUAAUCACCCUGUGUACAGGAUUCAAUUCAAUUUAUUUUAGGAUUAGAAAUAUCUUCAUAGGAAGGAACAUAUAUUUUUUAUUUGCACAUUUAUUUGAACAAAAACAAAAAAAAAGUAUUAAUCCUGAAACUUCAUACAUUUUAUAACAAAUGUCAAAGUUUGUCAUUGAAUUUAUUUGAGUAGCUGUGAAGUUGUGAAAGCAGUGAUUCUAGAUGCAAUUUUUCAAUAUGCUUUGUGCCGCAUGUGUCUAGACAAGGCUGUUAAUGUAUGUUCUGGUUUUAAGAUGUCUGGCCCAAAUGUGUUUUGUUUUAACAAGCAACUGUUUUAUUUAUUUAUUUAUUCAAUUAACAUCCUGAUUGAAAUAAA